UAACGAUAGCUCAGUAUAUAUGUAUAAAAUGAUUUGAGAAAUUGAGAAGCAUGAGCGAUGUGUGAUAACAAAAAUACGCACAAAAAACUGACGCUGAAAUUAGCUACGAGCAUCCCAGACAAUAGCCGCACUUGAGUAAGCAACAACAACACGAAAGAGAAAUAAACGACACGUCAACGUAGCGGCCUAAAAAUGUAUUGCCUGCAAUGUCUAUUGCCCGUGUUGCUCAUACCAAAGCCCACAAAUCCAGCGCUGAUGGAGACGCACGUCAUGUUCAUAGUACUCUAUUUGAUAGGCUUCUUUCUGGAACGAAAGCCAUGUACAAUCUGUAGCUUAGUAUUUCUCACUGCAGUCUCACUCAUCUGCUACAGCGGCGUCGGCAACUGCAUCUUUUGGGGCAGCUGCGAGGGUCAUCUUUGUGAGAAUGGCUAGACGCCGGGCCCAAGUCGCGAGCCAAUAGUCAACGAAAUCGAGGCGGGAUGUAGGAGUGCUAAUUAAUUAAUUACGUUCGCGUUUGCUACAGCUUUACAAUACAUACAAUUUGCAUAAACAAACAAACAAUCAGUGAUAAAAAGUGAGUGAGUCUACAAAAAGAGAAGAGGAGAACGUACAUGAAUGUUUGUCAACAGAUAACAACCUCUAUUUAUCUGCCCGCCCUACAAGGAAAGCCAAAAACAAUAACAAUUCCAUCCCAACGCAUUCGAUAUUAUCUGCCUCUUCGAAAUGUAUUUUAAUUUAGCUAAAUUUUCUAACACCCCCAAUCCUGCAAAGAGAAAUUUGUAUUCAUUUGUGUAUUUUUAUAGUUUUUCUUUAGAAUUAAAAGAGAAAUUCCUUUUAACAAGCGCUACAAAUGUAUUGUAAAUUCUUCUGAUUAUGAGAGCAGAGUUAUUCCCCGUCAAUGCAAACUACGAUUAGUCAUAUUUAUAUAUUUAAAUAAACUGUAAACAAAAGAAAUCAUAAUAAUGCUGUGCGUCCUUUGUUGCGCCAAUGAAAGUCUUAAUCGGUUGUUUCCCACAAAUUGUAUAUAAAAAUAUACAUACACAUACACACGCACACACACAUGCAUACACACGUAUACACUAAUCAUUGAUUGAUAUAUUGUAUAAAAAUAAUCAAAAGUAAAAGGAAAUGUUGGAUUUUUUUUUACGAAUUGCACUUUGUACAUUUACUUUAAGCAACGACAAAUUUUUCAAAUUUGUUUUGAAACGAAAUUAAAAUAAUAAUAACAAAUUAACGUACCGAAACGACACAAUAUCUAUA
Messenger RNA from Drosophila hydei, 1260 nucleotides. It is a transcript of the gene bc10, whose product is annotated as bladder cancer-associated protein. The transcript is spliced from 2 exons. NCBI's taxonomy places the organism in Eukaryota, Metazoa, Arthropoda, Insecta, Diptera, Drosophilidae. The record is from RefSeq and is a predicted model, not a curated record. The coding region runs from base 193 to 432 and encodes 79 amino acids.